Caenorhabditis angaria is the source of this 567-nucleotide messenger RNA. The record is from the annotation of a GenBank genome assembly. NCBI's taxonomy places the organism in Eukaryota, Metazoa, Nematoda, Chromadorea, Rhabditida, Rhabditidae.
AUGAACUUAUUCUAUAUUAUCUUUCUGAUUGGAAUAUCUCAUUGUGAAUAUGAUCGAUUUUAUAAUCCUCCUCCGUGUAGUCUCAAUGAUUUUCUAACAAUUCUUCUUUGCAAUUCAAAACUUCAAAUGAUUCAAGAGAAAUUGACUGAAAUUUAUUCCAAAAAUAAAGAAUAUGGAAAUAAUUGGGAAGAAUUGAAUACAAUGUGUGAAAGCUGGAAAAAUUGCACUCAACAUGUUUGUGGAGCAGUUAAAGAUAAAGUUCAAUUUGUUGGAGAAACUUGCGAUUUCAUGAAAUUUUUUGUUAGUCCAGAAUUCACAAAAUGUAUUGGAGAGGUAAGGUUUUGAAAAAGUCUAUGAAUCAAAUGUAAUACUUUAUAGCUCAACAAAAAUUCAAGUUCAUGUUUUAUAAACUACAUAAAUGCUCCACAAACCCGAAACAAGGAGAAAAAAUGCGAAAUCUUCAAAAACAAAUGUAUGGAAGAAGAAGUGGCUCAAAAAUGCUCGAAACGACUUGCGGAGCGCUUUGAAAAAUCUCAAAACCUUCGUAUUAGUUUAGAAAAAUGUUGA